AUGUCUGAAAUCCGUUCUGGUUGGUCCAACCUUUCUCCUGAUAUUUUACGAUCGAUCCUCGAAGUCUUAAGCACUCAGGAUUUUCAUCGAGCAAGAACCGUUUGCUCAAACUGGUACUCCGUCUCAAGAACAUUCACAAGACCUCUGUAUCCAUGGAGAGUUGUAUUCGACAAGCAUUCUACAUUUGUACACGAUCCAGGAGAAAACAAGACUCGAAAAAUAGAUCAUCCCGGACUCAACUUAUCCAACCCAAAUCAUGGCGAGAGGAUCAGUUUUACAUCUAUGGACGUGGUUUCAUUACUUCCUGUUGAAGCGAUUUGGGAAUGUUUCAAGGAGCUUACGAACAAGAACAACGUCUCUUCCAGAAACUCGGCUUCUUGUCUUUGGAUAAACGAGAGGACAAGAGAUUACGUUGUAGCUUGGAGUAAAUAA
This is a messenger RNA of Microthlaspi erraticum, 432 nucleotides long. NCBI's taxonomy places the organism in Eukaryota, Viridiplantae, Streptophyta, Magnoliopsida, Brassicales, Brassicaceae. The record is from the annotation of a GenBank genome assembly.